AUGAGUUCAAGAGCACUUAGAAGGCUAGAGCAGCAAAGAAUUCAAGAAGAAGCCGAAAGAAAUGAGCAAGAAAGAGCACAGAACAGUGGAGAAGACUCAGAAAAUGAUUAUCAAGAUUCAAAGCAACCAGCUUUCAAUGCAUUCAGUCUAUUGAAUGAACAAGACGAAGAGACUGAUUCCGGGAAUGAAGAUGCUCCAGAAACAGUAUCGCCACCAGAACCCAAACCGGAACCAGUUUCGUUACCAUCUAAAAAAUCCAAGAAAAAGAGUAAAUCAAAGAAGAAACAACAGAAAAAGAAUAACCAAGAGAAAGAAACCAGUGCCGAUAUAGAUAGUGACGAAGAGUUGGAUAAAAUAUUGGCAGAAGUUAAAUUGAAGGAUAAGUCUGGGGACUCGUCGGAAAAUACCUCUUCAAGCGCAACUCCUCAACUUGAAUCAUACGAUUUCGAAUAUGAUGUUGAAGAAGAAUUUGAUGAAGAUAUAAAACCAAGUCCUCAUUUUGAUUCUAACUUCAAAAGAUUCACUUCUAACAGAUUGAAACAAUCCUUAAGGUUACUAUCAAUCCAAUCGAUCAAGAACCUAGAUCCCGACCAAGAAUUGAGCAAUUUGUUUGGUAACUUAUCAAAAGAUACUAUCGAGGACGCUAAUCAAACUACUGCCUUAUCAACUUCUCCAGAAGUUCUUGCCCAGUUUAAGAAGUUAGCAAGACUUACUAGGGGCUGGUGCGGGAAAGAUCGUCGUAGUGUUCCUGGAACAACUAGAAAACUCUUAUUAUCAAGAAUUAAAGAUGAUUAUUUGCCUACUGCAGCUAAACCAUUGAACAUGGAAGAAUUGAAAAUGUCACAGAUUGUGGAUAUCCUUGAUUAUAAAGAAGACUCUUUUGAACGUGAAGAGUUGAAUAUAAAAGUGAAAAAAGAACUAGCGUUGGGGGUUAAAUAUUUUAAAUUCAAUAAAGUUAGAAGCAUUCAGGAUAGAGUUGCAAAUACCAGAUUUUACCAUGCAGCAGUAUUAACUCCUGAUCCAGAUUCUUUGAUGCAAUUAUUACAGCAGAACCCUUACCAUGAAGAAACAUUAUUUCAAGUUGCAAUGGUUAUGCUUAGACAAGGCGGGGAUAAAUCCAUUAGUAACUCCUUGGUUGAAAAAGGACUUUUUGUAUUUGAUAGAAGUUUCCAUAAAAAAUUCCAUGAGUUGCUUUAUGAAGGGAAAAAUGGUUUGCUUAGAUUACCUUAUGAAGGAUUUGUCAAUAGACAAUUUUAUCUUGGUUUAUUCAGAUACAUUAUUAACUUGGGUGAACGUUCCAUGUUUUUCACAGCUCUCAACUAUUGUAAAUUCUUAUUAUCUUUAUCUCCAUCAGAAGAUCCUUUGGGAGUCAGAUACUUUAUUGAUUUUUAUGCUAUUUUGGCUGAAGAAUUCAAGUAUCUAAUUCAGUUUUCCGAAUCCCCAUUAUCUACUACAUACUCUAAAUGGAAUACUCCAGGUAUUGCAUUCUCUACUGUUUUGGCAUUUUUACGCUUAAAUGAUAAAGAGGGUGCUCGAAAAGCAUUGAUUUCAGCAUAUUCUCAACAUCCAUAUGCUGCUUAUAAGUUAUUAGAAGCCAUAGGAUUAUCACAAUCAUUACCAGUUAAAGAGCAUGAAUUGCCAACAACUCCUGAAAUUCUUAUUGCAUCUGAAACGUACCUCGUUAGAGCUCCUCUCCUAUGGAAAGAACAAGAGGAAAGAAAUUUCUUACAUGAUGAGUUGCUAGCCUUAUUCAAAUCUCAACCAUUCGAGAAAAAUACAACAUCUUUCUCUCAAUCUAUUUUCCAAUACUUUACUGGAUCCUCCAAACCAGAAGAUGGAGAUGGUGAAAUCCCAUUUAACUUAAUAAGAUUCGCCAUUCUUUCAGGUGAAAACAAAAUUAUGGCUAAACUUCCUGAAGCUAUUUUCUCCCGAGACGAUGUAUUUGAAUACGACGUUCUUCCCCCAAGAGACCCUAAUUCUACAAGACUUAACCAUUUUUUAAUCCGUGAAGGUCACCAGGUAACUGACUCGAUGCUAGACUACGUAGACCAGAACCUUCUAGGAGCAAUUGUCCAAGAAAGGACUGGUAAUUCGUUUGAGGAUAUUUUGAAUAACAUAGAAGGCCAAAUGGUCGAUGAGCAAGUCAACGAUGAUAUCCGAAACGAAGACUUGGACUAA
Messenger RNA from Hyphopichia burtonii NRRL Y-1933, 2178 nucleotides. RefSeq lists its product as uncharacterized. The transcript has a single exon. Gene Ontology annotation, cellular component: RQC complex. Gene Ontology annotation, biological process: rescue of stalled cytosolic ribosome; ribosome-associated ubiquitin-dependent protein catabolic process. Bases 1 to 2178 code for a protein of 725 amino acids. Lineage: Eukaryota; Fungi; Ascomycota; Pichiomycetes; Serinales; Debaryomycetaceae. The record is from RefSeq and is a predicted model, not a curated record.